This is a messenger RNA of Puccinia graminis f. sp. tritici CRL 75-36-700-3, 1257 nucleotides long. RefSeq names its product 6-phosphogluconolactonase. Gene Ontology annotation, molecular function: 6-phosphogluconolactonase activity. Gene Ontology annotation, biological process: pentose-phosphate shunt; carbohydrate metabolic process. The record is from RefSeq and is a predicted model, not a curated record. The transcript is spliced from 4 exons. Lineage: Eukaryota; Fungi; Basidiomycota; Pucciniomycetes; Pucciniales; Pucciniaceae. Bases 167 to 952 code for a protein of 261 amino acids.
GUGUAUCUACCGGUCGAUCGGAUCGUCGGUCCGAAGUUUGGCUGUGUACAGCAACAUUUUUUUCGGAGACAAGCUGCAUACAAACCCAACAGAAAACCAACACCAUCGAGCAACUGAUCGAGAGACCAUUACCAGCAGCGAGGCAAGUUUGAAUCAGAAAGAAAGAAUGACACCCACACCCUCGACGACGCCCCAUCCGGCGAUCCUCUACGCCCUGCCGAAAGACAAAGUGGCCCGCUCGCUCGGCGACUUCGUCAUCAAGGCCCAGGAGGAGGCCCUUUCGAAGCGCUCCAAGUUCACCCUGGCCGUCUCUGGCGGCUCGUUGGCUAAGACUUUGGUCGAAGGACUCACCGGUCGGGCCGAGGUGAAAUGGGAGAAAUGGGUCGUCUUCCUCGCCGACGAAAGAGUCGUCCCCCUAGACCACGAGGACUCUAAUUAUCGGAUCGUUCAUGAAGGCUUGUUCAGUCAAGUUCCCAUCCCGACUGAGAACAUCCAUCCUAUCUCAACCGAUCACCUCGAUGAUCCUGAAGAAGUCGCUCAUGAUUAUGAGAAACAAUUGAUGAAUGAAUUCGCAGGCAAGAAUGCGGUAGCCUUUCCACGCUUCGAUCUGAUUCUACUCGGCACAGGGCCGGACGGCCACACAUGUUCAUUAUUCCCGGGCCACGAAUUACUGAAGGAAGAUUCGACCUGGGUGUCCUGGUUGAACGACUCGCCCAAGCCGCCGUCGACCCGGAUCACGCUGACCUAUCCGGUCCUCAACCAUGCCCACAAGGUCGCCUUCGUUGCCGUCGGUGACUCCAAGAAGGGCGUCAUCCACAACGUCCUCGAUCUCCCCGAACUCGGCCUCCCCUCUUCCCUCGUGAAACCUAUCCCUCCUGGCCAAGUCUUCUGGUUUGUGGACGAGGCCGCAGCUUCUCUGACUCAAUACGUCAAGACUGACUUCAAGCUCUAGCUACGCACCUCUACUUGAAACCCUACCACUGAUCUCUCAAAAAACACACACUCACAAAAACGAAAAAAAAUCCUUUAGAAAUCAGAGUCUAGCCGUUGUUGUUGUUGUUUUGAGUUUGUAUUCUGCCCCCCACCUAAAAAAAUAAAUCAAUACAUAAAUUAUACUCUCUACAUAUGUAUAGAAACAAGAAGAAAGUUGAAGGACUGUAGAGUAUGUAUGAUUCUCCACCCUAUCUUACAUCCAUCCCCCACACCAAGAUAGAAAAAAGAUAACCUAAGAAAGAAAUGGGAUUGUUUUGCAGUGGA